AUCGCCAAGUUUAUAUUUAUCAACGGCAGUUGGUGCUUAUCAGCAGCCAUUUAGAGUUUUCACGUUCAAGUCACAUUUAGAAUAACCAACGACAAUAACGGGUCUUCUGCACUACGGAAUAAGACUUUCCUGGCAAAAGCUGCUCUACCUGGAGAAGCAGUAGGCUACAGUUAUAAUACAAACCAAGUCAUAUUGUGAAUCUAGACGAAUAUGGUGUGUUGCUGGAACUUGAUAUUUUUUAUCAGUCCAUUUAUAACCACAUUGGGUUACCUUGGGACGCUGUCGUCAGUUUCGGCGUCUUCUGAUUGUAAUUUCCCAUAUCCCAAACACUACACGGCGUACCACUUGAACGCUGGGGAGAUCAUUAACGUGGACGGCAAGGUGGACGAAGACGCCUGGAGCAAAGUGGCAUGGACAGAUGAAUUUAUGGACAUACAGGGCCCAUCUUUCCCAAAACCAAGGUUUACCACAAGAGCCAAGAUGCGAUGGGACGAGAACUACCUGUAUAUUGCUGCCUUUAUGGAAGAAACGGACGUAUGGGCGAAUCAAACCAAACACGACUCGGUAAUAUUUUACGACAACGAUUUCGAGGUCUUCAUUGACCCGAGCGGAAGCACCCAUUUCUACAAAGAAUUUGAAAUGAACGCCAUAAAUACCACGUGGGACCUGGAACUGAACAAACCCUACUUAAAUGGAGGAACUCCCAAUUCCUCUUGGGAAAUGCCCACCAUGAAAACAGCCACUUUUGUGGACGGUCCUGUCAAUGACCCUUUAGUUAAAAAUACAUACUGGACUGCUGAAAUCGCCAUGCCGUUUAAAGAUCUGAUACACGGGAAAACGGGGAUGAGGGCGCCUCCCAAAAAUGGGGAUCAGUGGAGGAUCAACUUCAGUCGCGUUGAGUGGCACGUGAGAGUCGUCAACGGGCAUUAUGAGAAGGUCCCCAACAUCAGAGAGGAUAACUGGGUGUGGUCUUCCCAGAAUGCAAUAAACAUGCAUCUUCCAGAAAGAUGGGGAUUCCUUUUGUUCAGCAAGGAGGCUGUCAAUCAGACGACCUAUACAAAAUAUCCUGACUGGAACGUGUAUUACGCUCUCACUCAAGUCUACAAUGCGGAAAAAGCUUUUGCGGCGGUAAACGGCUACUUUACAGAUGUUUUAGACCAGUUAAAUCUGCCGAGUAGCAUUACACAAGGAAAAUGUGCAAAAAUUCCCAAAGUAGAUGUCCCUAAAUUUCAGACGAGCAAAUUUAAUGUAACAGUCUCCCCGUUGGUGUCUGGCGCCCCUAUCGGUCACAUUUCAGAUGACAGAUUGAUUUGGUUUGAAGAGAGCAAAAUCAAAAGUUUGUUCCUCGUUAAAAUAUGUCGUUUGUUUAAUUUGAGCCUGUGUCAGGCUCUGUCUUAAUAAAUUUUAACUGCUC
Molecule: messenger RNA, 1414 nt
Organism: Lingula anatina
Lineage: Eukaryota; Metazoa; Brachiopoda; Lingulata; Lingulida; Lingulidae
Biological process (GO): carbohydrate catabolic process
Molecular function (GO): hydrolase activity, hydrolyzing O-glycosyl compounds; carbohydrate binding
Source: RefSeq, a predicted model, not a curated record